AUGAAGUCUUUGGCCCGUUCAUAUGUCUACUGGCCGGGCAUAGACAAAGACAUCGAGCAGCUAGCCAAAGCAUGCCACGAAUGCGCUCAAACGGUCUCAGCACCUCCUAAGUUCAAUCAACACCAUUGGGAGUAUCCAUCUAACCCUUGGGAGCGUGUGCAUGUUGACUAUGCGGGACCCGUUGCUGGUGCGAUGCUACUGAUCAUCGUGGAUACGUACAGCAAUGACAUAACAGUUAUUUCUAAAACAACAUGGCAACAUUUGGGUCAACCGAAACUUUCUCAAGCAUCCAUUGAAGCAUCGAAUGCAUCGGGAGAACAACUCAAGCUUAUCGGUGAAUUCGAAUGCAAGGUUAUCCUUAAUGCGAUUACAGAGAAAUGUGUUUGUUUUGUUACAUCAUCACCAGUCCUAAAUGUUAUAGGUAUAGAUUGGAUAGAUAGGUUUAAUCUAUGGGCAAUUCCCUUCGAUGUACUGUGUAAGAAAGUUUCAUCAGCAUGUCCAAAGGAUCGAAUAGUACAGCUUCAAUCGAAAUAUCCAACAGUUUUCGAUGAUUCGCUUGGACAUUGCACAAAAACGAAGGUGAAACUGUUUCUGAAGCCCAAUGUAAAACCAGUUUUCUGUCCAAAACGACCAGUACCAUUCAAUACUAUCGCUCUUGUGGAUGCGGAACUAUCAAGACUACAAUCACUAGGCAUCAUCACACCAAUAGACUUUUCGGAGUGGGCUGCUCCGAUAGUAGCCAUUCGCAAGCCUAAUGGUAAAGUUCGAAUUUGUGCGGAUUAUUCGACGGGGCUUAACGAAGCUUUAGAGUCAAAUCAUUAUCCUCUACCUACUCCUGAAGAAAUUUUUGCACAGUUGAACGGAAGUGUUGUAUUCAGCAUAGUCGAUUUGUCCGAUGCAUACCUACAAGUAGAAGUAGAAGACGAAUCUAAACACCUUCUUACGAUCAACACACAUAGAGGUCUUUUUCAGUUCAACCGUCUCGCACCGGGAGUCAAAUCAGCACCUGGAGCUUUUCAAAGACUAGUUGACGGUAUGAUUGCUGACAUUCCUGGCGUUAGAACAUUUCUAGAUGAUGCUAUAAUUUUCGGUAAAACUUGGGAGGCACACAAGCAAUCAUUAGACACAUUUCUUCAGCGUUUAAAAGAAUAUGGCUUCCACGUCAAGCUGGAAAAAUGUCAUUUCUAUCAAACUGAAAUUGUCUAUUUGGGGCAUGUGGUAGAUCGCAACGGCAUACGUCCUGACCCAGAGAAGCUGAAAACCAUCGCAUCUAUUCCAGCACCAACGAACAUUUCCGAAUUAAGAUCGUUCUUAGGAGCUGUGAAUUUCUACGGCCGAUUUGUGAGAAACAUGCAUGAACUCAGACACCCGUUAGAUCAAUUGCUAAAGAAGGAUACGAAGUGGAAGUGGAAUUCGGAUUGUCAGACAUCGUUCGAAAAAUUCAAGAAAGUACUGCAAUCUGACUUACUGUUGACACAUUAUGAUCCGAAUCUUCCUAUCAUCGUUGCAGCAGAUGCGUCUAGCACCGGCGUUGGCGCAGUCAUUUUUCAUAAAUUUCCGAACGGAUAUUUGAAAGCCAUUCAACAUGCUUCAAGAACAUUAACGUCUGCAGAACAAGGCUACGGACAACCGGAAAAAGAAGCUCUGGCUCUUACUUAUGGGGUAACCAAAUUUCAUAAGUACUUACUUGGUCGGAAAUUUACUCUUUUAACCGAUCAUAAGCCUUUACUAUCCAUAUUUGGUUCAAAAAAGGGAAUUCCUUUGCACACAGCAAACCGACUCCAACGGUGGGCAUUGAUGUUAUUAAACUACGAUUUUACCAUCGAAUAUGUUUCAACCACCGAGUUUGGGUGCGCUGACAUGCUAUCAAGGCUAAUCGACCGUUGCAAGCAACCAGAGGAAGAUUACGUUAUAGCUUCGAUUUCACUUGAAGAGGAUAUUCAAAACGUCAUGCACGAAUCAUUGAAACAAGUACCAGUAUCAUUUGCUGACAUUCAAAAAGCAACAAGAUUGGACGAAACACUGCAAGCUGUUUUGAAAUUCAUCCGGGAAGGCUGGCCGAACGAAGCGUCGUCAAUCAAAAAUCAAGACAUUCGUUCGUAUUACACACGAAAAGAAUCGUUAACGCAUGUAGAUGGAUGUAUCUUGUUUCACAACAGAGUUGUUGUUCCAAACAUUUACAGGAAAAAGGUACUUCAACAAUUCCAUCGCGGUCAUCCUGGAAUGGUGCGAAUGAAAUCCAUUUCUCGAAGUUUCGUUUUCUGGCCGGGAAUGGAUGUCGAUAUCGAAAACUUUGUCCGGCGUUGUACUUCAUGUUGCACUGCUGGCAAAGCACCAAUCAAAGAAACACCUGAAUCUUGGCCUGUGCCGGAAAAGCCAUGGUUACGGGUACACGUGGACUAUGCCGGUCCUGUAGAUGGCGUGUAUUUUUUGGUUGUAGUUGAUCCAUACACAAAAUGGCCAGAAGUAUAUGCAACCAAAACUACAACAGCAAAGACAACUAUCAAGUUUUUAACGCAAUCAUUCGCAACGUUUGGUGUUCCAGAAACUAUAGUCUCUGAUAAUGGUACCCAGUUCACCAGCUUUGAAUUCCAAGCAUUUUGCAAACAAUUGGGUAUUUGUCACAUCCGUACUGCACCAUACCAUCCGCAGUCAAACGGUUUGGCAGAACGUUUCGUGGACACACUAAAGCGUACAUUGCGAAAAAUUCGAGCAGGAGGAGAGACUUUAGAUGAAGCUUUGCAGACUUUUUUGCAAGUUUAUCGAACCACACCUACACCAGAUAAGUCUCCAGCUGAAUUGAUGUUUCAGCGGCCUAUUCGAACAGUUCAGUCAUUAUUACUACCUCCAGUUUCACGGUCACGAAAUGAAAAGCCAGAAGCUGGUAGAAAAUUCUUCGAUCCUGGAGAAGCGGUUUAUGCCCAAGUCCACCGCAAUAAUUCCUGGGAGUGGAAACCGGCAUCAAUAGUCGAACGAGUCGGUAGAGUGAAUUACAACGUGUUUUUGGAAGACAACCAGCGAAUUAUUCGCUCACAUGCAAAUCAACUGAAGAAGCGUCUACAGGAGGAAACAUCGUGUGGAAAUAGAAAUUGUCACGACACUGGAAAUUUGUUAACUAUUUUCUUUGACGAAUUUGAAUUGGGAACUCCACAGGCAGUUGAAAACUCAAUUGAAAUGACUGAACAAGAACAUUACUAUUCAGCUGAUGAAGAGUCCGCUGAAGAAAUUGAAGGAGAAAAUUGGCAAACAUCAUCGUCCACAGUUACUACUCAAGCCACUCCACCAAUGCCUGCAUCUUCUGCUCAACCCGUGAAAGCGGAAAGACCUCGAAGAAUUCGUAGGCCACCAGCCAGGUUUGAACCGUAUUGGUGAAUUAAGGGGGGAGAUGUUGCAUAGUAACACGCAUAACGCAGUAACAUUGCAAGACUCGAUCAGAGUACACAUUGAGUGAAUAAAGACGAUUCCAUUCUGAACUAAGGAAUAAAGCAGUUGUGUUUUUCUCAAGAUAUAUUCCCUGCGACAU
Messenger RNA from Anopheles merus, 3523 nucleotides. RefSeq lists its product as uncharacterized. Bases 1 to 3372 code for a protein of 1123 amino acids. Gene Ontology annotation, molecular function: nucleic acid binding. Lineage: Eukaryota; Metazoa; Arthropoda; Insecta; Diptera; Culicidae. The record is from RefSeq and is a predicted model, not a curated record. Gene Ontology annotation, biological process: DNA integration. The transcript has 2 exons.